Messenger RNA from Zootermopsis nevadensis, 4502 nucleotides. It is a transcript of the gene U4-U6-60K, whose product is annotated as U4-U6 small nuclear riboprotein factor 60K. The record is from RefSeq and is a predicted model, not a curated record. Lineage: Eukaryota; Metazoa; Arthropoda; Insecta; Blattodea; Termopsidae. Gene Ontology annotation, biological process: mRNA splicing, via spliceosome. Gene Ontology annotation, cellular component: U4/U6 x U5 tri-snRNP complex. Gene Ontology annotation, molecular function: U4 snRNA binding; U6 snRNA binding; protein binding.
AUUUUAACCUUGCAGUUGGUCAUCUGUCGUUCUGUGCUUGGAAGUUUGAACCUGUGGAUUCUGCUAUUAGGGUUAAGUUCGAAUUUUCCUGGGUUUCGUAAUUUAGAUAAAGUGCGGUCUGUAUCCGUUCCUUAUAGCAGGCAUACGGUUCUUUUACGAAUAUCACGUUUCAGGCAGGUGUUUAUUUCACACAUCUCUUUUCCCCAAGUAGAUGAUAUGUCGGACGACGAAGAUAUCUUGUAUAUUAAAAAGCAAAAAACUGUUCAUUAUGGUUCCUUGGAGGAACAAGAACGCGCACGUUUGUCGGCAGUGGCUGUUAAAUCUGGAGACAGUGAUGAAGAAGGAAGUUCAUCCAAUGUGGGGCAACAGAUAUCAGAAUUCGGGAAUGUCAACAUUUCUGAUGAAUAUAUGGAGCUGGAGGAAGAAAUGAAUCGUGACCGCCAGGCUUUACUAGAAGAGUUUGAGAGACGUAAAAGGGCACGCCAGAUUAAUGUUUCAACCGAUGAUGAGGAAGUCAAACGCAACCUGCGACAGUUAGGAGAGCCAGUUUGUCUCUUUGGUGAAGGUCCAGCUGAUAGGCGGAGUCGACUCCGAGAUUUAUUAGCCAGGUUGGGAGAAGAUGCUAUUAAAAAGAAACAAGAGGAGGAGGAAGAAAGGAUGCAACAAGAAAAAGAUCAAGAGACCACGUGGUACCAUGAGGGGCCUGAAGCCCUUCGAGUAUCACGAUUAUGGAUUGCAAAUUAUUCAUUACCUCGUGCAAAACAACGCUUGGAUGAGGCACAUAAAGAGCAGGAGCUUCCCGAGGCUACACGUACAGCCAGAAGACAGGAGUUACAAAAGAAACUUCAAGCUUUAUCAAUCUAUUGCAGUCAGAUUGGAGACACAAGACCAAUUUCAUAUUGUCAGUUUAGUCCUGACUCUAAGUUUCUGGCCACAGCUUCAUGGAGUGGACUGUGUAAAGUGUGGACAGUUCCGAACUGUGAGCUUACAUUGACUUUAAGAGGACAUUCUUGCAAUGUAGGAGCUAUAGUCUUUCAUCCUCGUGCAAUGCAAGAAGGAGAAACAUCUGUAUGUGCCCUUGCUUCAUGUGCUGCUGAUGGUUCUGUCAAACUGUGGACUAUGGAAAGUGAAGACCCACUGGCAGAUGUUGAAGGUCAUUCUCCUCAUCGAGUAUCUCGACUUGCUUUCCAUCCCUCCGGACGAUUUUUGGGUACAUGUUGUUUUGAUGGAUCUUGGAGGUUAUGGGAUUUAGAACAGCGCCAAGAAGUUCUGCAUCAAGAAGGUCACUGCAAGCCAAUCUAUUGUAUCUCAUACCAGAUAGAUGGUUCCGUAUGUGCUACAGGGGGAUUAGAUGGUUUUGGAAGAGUGUGGGACUUGCGUACAGGACGGUGCGUCAUGUUUAUGGAAGGUCAUCUUAAGUCGCUGUAUGGGAUAGACUUCUCUCCCAAUGGAUACCACAUAGCUACAGGAAGUGAAGAUCAUACCUGUAAAAUUUGGGACCUACGUCGAAGAGCAUGUCUCUACACAAUUCCAGCCCAUAUGAAUCUUAUCUCACAAGUGAAGUACCAGUGUCAAGAAGGCAAUUUUGUUGUGACAUCAUCAUAUGACAACACGGCAAAGGUAUGGUCCAAUAAAACAUGGCAGCCACUGAAAACUUUAUCUGGGCAUGAUGGUAAAGUAAUGUGUGUGGACAUUUCACCUGACUCGCAGUUCAUUGCUACAGCUUCAUAUGACCGCACAUUCAAACUGUGGGCACCCGAGUGACAAUAAGAACAUGUUGUGAGAAAUACAGGAUAAAGAGAUACCAAGGAUGUUGUCGCAGUACGUCUGGCAUGUUCCUCUAGCAAUGAUACCAAGUAAUACACCUGCAAAGCCACCUUCCGCUUCUGCGGACAGCAACCCAUACUCAACAUCAGCUACUUGCAGAGCCAGUGUUAGAGACGGAUUAUCUUGCAGUAGGAAUGGCUCCAGGUGUUGUGGAAGUGUCAUUAAGUAUUGGCCGAUCUACAGUGAGAAGUAAGAUAUUACAUAUGGUACAUAAAAUUUAACUGACACCAAUAAAGAAAUUUUCCUGUGCCAGAAUUUCAAGGGGCAGGAUGAGUCCCUUAAAGCCUUCCUCAUUUUCACAUGGUGCAUUCUGUUUUCAGAAAUUAAGUGUAGUAUCCAUCCUUCCAUCCAAUGGCUCUGCAUCCCAUAUCGGGCCUUGGCCUCCUCCCGUGUGGGAGGUUUCUUGGUCUUGAAAUAUACCAUUAACUAAUUCAACAGUGGAGUCCUUUCUGAGAAGAUAUUGUGUCUCAGGUACUCGAGAUGUCCCGAGCCUGACAACUUCCAUUCACAUCCUCUCACACUACUUAUUUACAUUUUAAUCAUCCCAUCUAUACUGAUGCUUCCAAAGUGGUCUCUUCCCUUCAGGUUCUUCAGUAUAUUCUGUAUUAAUUUCUCGUUUUCAUAUAUGAAAUAGUAUAAUUAUUAUAUCUGAUGUAAGGGAAUUGUCACUAACAAAAUGUAGGUUAUGUUUUAUGUGUAAUGUGUUUGGAUUCUGUGUGUGUGUGUGAUAUGUUGAUUUCAGUAAAUAACCAGUGCAGAUGAACAAGAUUAUAAAUCCACCAAUCAAUCAAAUUACUAUAGGUCUUACACAUUUAAAGGUCAUCUUGAUAAAUCACAUAUCAGGGGAACAGAUGGAUAGAUCUGAUGAUUUACAUCAGAGGUUGGCAUGUGGAGUUCCCCAUUUGAAGGUUAAACCUUUAAAGUCUACAGUUACGUGCCAGCUGCAUUAACAAUUAGUAACUUUUUUUUAAUGGGUUGUGUAAAAUUCUCAGUGUGAAUAGUGAUUAUGUUUCCUUUAAUAGCAAAGUUUUUGUUUGAUGUUAAAAUUUGUAUUGUGUAAUAUCCUCAUUUUUCAUUUUCUGGUUUGGUUUAAAAUGUUUUCAAUUCAGAGUAAGAGAGACCACAUUUCACAAUCAUAAAAGCAAUUUGUAAAAUAAUUGUUUUGUAAGUUUUUAAGCUCAUUACAGAUAAUCAUCAUAACUUCACCUGUGUAAUAUAUUCUUGUGGUGCAAAGCUGAAAUCAGGUAGAUCUGCUGCAACAGUCGCUGCUUGUUUAUUAGCAUUGCUCCAAGCAGGUGCAGAUUGAACUUGUUCUAAUUGCACAGAAAUGGGAACAAAGAUAACUUGGAAUGUUGUAUGAUGUACAUCACUGCACAACUUGUUCAGUGACUGAGUUAUGUGCUCCUCCAGCAAAGUCUCUUCUCCUGUGAACACACAUGGAAUAAAAGAACAUUUCAGGUCACUAGUGAUAAAAUUUGACCUUUCAUUCAUGACUGAAACACGUAGUAGAAAUGUAAGGGUGAAGUGUACGCACCAAAACAUUGAAAAUAUUUCAAAUGAAGACGUGUCUAGAAGAACAUUCUUUCCAAGUGGCAUUUUUUCCUUCCACUUCUUUACACUUAUAGCAGAAAUUUGAUAGGAAGUGCUCUGCCUACUCAGAAGUUGCUGUCAUGUAAAACUUGCUAGUAAAGGCAUCUGGCCUUCAUACGUUUGCCAUUUAUUGGAAUAAGUACAUUAAUUUCCUUGCAGUACUAGGCAUAAUGGAUCUGAUUUUCAAUGCCAACACAGUUGUAACUGUUUAAAUUUUUUUAUUAUCAGCCUUUUUAAUGUUACCAUAGGAUAUAAUUCAUAAAACAAAAUUCAAAGGGUAGAUACAGGAUUUGGAUGUAAACUAAAUCACAAAAAGCAAUGGUGUUUUUUAUACUGAGUCUAUUCCCAAAAGGUCUAACUGGAUGUGGCCUUGGCAGCACACUGCUCUCUUGCCCCCACUGCCUAGUGUUACUAGAAACAUGGUGUUAAAACAAUGAAAGUAUGAUGCCAUGUCUGAAAUUUAGGAAAGAAAAGAGAGACUGUCAUUUUGGAAAGGAGGCCUUUUCAGACUCAUGGCCACAAUAAGUUUCUAUUUUAAAACUGUGUUAGUGUGUAGGCGUCACCCUUACAUUUGUGUCAGAUUUUUUAAGUUAGAACCUGCUUUUGUAAGAUAAUUAAGCCUGUUGUCAUUUCUGUAGGGCAAUAUAAUUCUCCUGUGUAGGUGUGACUCCUUUGUAUCAAUACUGUGUUGGCCACUGCUCGUUGUCCGAGGUGUAGUUAAUUAAUUCGGAAGCUGGCUCUACUCAUCUUCAGGUGAUGGGUUGUCGUGUUGACAUAAUUUUUUUUAAGUUUAUUGGUGGUGGUUGGAGAAACUGCCAAUGGUAUAGUGAUUAGCAUUCUAGUGUGUGAUAGUUAAAAGGUCGUGUUCCUGUUUAUCUUGCUAAAUACCAAAUUUUUGGAUGAAUGCAUGAAAGUUAAGGAGAUAUUAUUUUAUAUUUGUGGAUGUAGACAUGUAUGCAUGUGUUUCCUUUCUUUAUAUAUAUAUAUAUAUAUGAUGAGCCAUUUGUGAGAAAUGCGAUGAAAUGUACCUUGUAAAUGUCAGUUUACCAUCAGCAACUGAUUUGGUUAUAAACUCUGAAACUUUA